AUGCUUCGACUAUUCGCUGUCAUCUUCCUACACCUGGCAGGAAUAUGUCUUGCACAGAAUUCCUCGCUGCCCAAAGACUGCACUACCGAGAUCCGACGAAUUGAUGAGGGCUACUUGAUCUACAACUCUACGCGCACAGCCCGCACCAGCUUCGCAGGGCAGAAUCGGCCAUGGUACAUAACCCUCGCUGUAACCGACAGACGCGGACCAGGUAUCGUAUUCGGAGGCGUCGAUACCAGUCAAGAGCUCAGCACUUUCAUAAGCGUUCAUAAAACACUUGCAGACCGGAAGAAUUCAGAUAUACGGGUCUGCCCAUCUAUGCUGGAAGCUUCAAACAGGACCUCCGAGAACCCCCCGGAUAUGGAUGCUUCUGAAAAUACAUCAUACGAGAAUCAUUCAUGCAAAGGCGUCGUUAGCGAGAAAUGCAUCGGUGAAUUCGAGAAUUCAACGCAUGGCAUUCCAGCGGAUGCUACCAAAUGCCCGAGUCUGUAUUCUCUGGACCUCAGCGACGAAUGCAGGGCGCUCCUUUCUAUCAGUCAAACUAUCCCACGGAAUUUCUCCUCGGCGCGCUGUUCACUAGAUAAGAUGCCAUAUCUCGAUCUGCCGGAAGAUUAUUUAACUUUCGGCAGUGGACUGUGGACCGGGCUUAUCGGUGAUGAGGACCGAAAGGAUUUUGACAAGUAUGAUUUGAGGGUCCAGCAGACCAUCCCGUUGCUCAUUUCAGCUGCUGGUACGAAUAGGCUGAUAUGUAUUGCCCCGGACAAGGUUGUUCCAGGUAGUCGAAAGCCCCAGUUGGAGCUGGAAGGUGAUGAUGAUGAGCCAGAAGAAGAUGAGAACUCGGCGUCGCGAGCUGGAGGUUUGGGGGCUGCUAUCCUCCUUGGUGUUGGCGCCAUGAUCUUUAGUCUUCUGUAG
Molecule: messenger RNA, 912 nt
Organism: Fusarium tjaetaba
Lineage: Eukaryota; Fungi; Ascomycota; Sordariomycetes; Hypocreales; Nectriaceae
Exons: 2
Coding region: 1-912 (303 amino acids)
Source: RefSeq, a predicted model, not a curated record